ACAGUGUGGAAUCAGUUUCACUCAAAAAGGCAUGCUUAGCAGGCACAUAAGGAUUCACACUGGGGAGAAGCCUUUUACCUGCCAACAGUGUGAAAAAAGUUUCAAUAGAAAAGAAAACCUUAAUUUGCACAUGAGAGUUCACACUGGGGAGAACCCUUUCACCUGUCAACAGUGUGGAAUAAGUUUUACUCACAAAGGAAACCUUAACAGACACAUGAGAAUUCACACUGGAGAAAAGCCUUACACUUGCCAACAGUGUGGGAUAAGCUUUACUCAAAAAGUAAGCCUUGAAAGACACAUGAGAAUUCACACUGGGGAGAAGCCUUACAUUUGCCAAUGGUGUGGAAAGAGUUUCAGUGAGCAUGGAAGCCUUAAAGUCCACAUGAGAGUUCACACUGGAGAGAGUCCAUUUAUCUGCCAACAGUGUGGAAAAAGCUUCAUUCAAAAAGGAAUCCUUAAAAGACACAUGAGAAUUCACACUGGGGAGAAGCCUUACACUUGCCAACAGUGUGGAAAGAGUUUCAGUGAGCAUGGAAGCCUUAAAGUCCACAUGAGAAUUCACACUGGAGAGAAGCCUUACGUGUGCCAUCAGUGUGGAAAAAGUUUCAAACGAAAAGGAGACAUUAAUUACCACAUGAGAGUUCACACUGGGGAGAACUCUUACACCUGCCAACAGUGUGGAAAAAGUUUUACUCUAAAAGGAAGCCUUAACAGGCACAUGAGAAAAUUACACUGCAUACAAUCAACACAAUCUUAAUGAACACAUGAGGACUCAAAAGAGAACUGUUUUAUUCUUUUGAAUAAAACCAGCAAGUUCUAUUUAGUGACUGAGUGUUUGUUUGGCAUGCUGAUCUCUUUAUACAGUUCCAGCUUCCUGUCACAUGAAUGGUCACAUGACAGGCCAACCAUACAUUUCUUAAAGACAUACACACUAAAAUAUUAAGAGGAAUAAAAUGGACUUAAGAAAACAUGUAAACCAGUUAAAACUCUAUUAUACAUAAAAUCAUUGCAAUAAAUAGAGCGGUAAAACAUGUCUCUUGUGUAACAGUGUCACAAACUAGCAGUGGAUGCAAGCCUUUCAUGUGCCAUCACUGUGGAAAGACUUUCAGAAACAAUCCUACUGUGAACCUCAAGAAACCCAGAUAGAAAACCAAAUCAAUGUGGAAGGAGUUUCACAGACAGGAAUCAUGUAAUAACUUGUAACGAUCAGCCUAACAGGCUGGGUGUGAUGAGAGGGAUGGGGCUGAGAGCCG
Sinocyclocheilus rhinocerous is the source of this 1253-nucleotide messenger RNA. RefSeq names its product gastrula zinc finger protein XlCGF49.1-like. NCBI's taxonomy places the organism in Eukaryota, Metazoa, Chordata, Actinopteri, Cypriniformes, Cyprinidae. Gene Ontology annotation, biological process: regulation of transcription by RNA polymerase II. Bases 32 to 757 code for a protein of 241 amino acids. The transcript has 2 exons. The record is from RefSeq and is a predicted model, not a curated record. Gene Ontology annotation, molecular function: RNA polymerase II cis-regulatory region sequence-specific DNA binding; DNA-binding transcription factor activity, RNA polymerase II-specific.